Molecule: messenger RNA, 1691 nt
Organism: Ornithodoros turicata
Lineage: Eukaryota; Metazoa; Arthropoda; Arachnida; Ixodida; Argasidae
Exons: 2
Coding region: 84-629 (181 amino acids)
Biological process (GO): proteolysis
Molecular function (GO): metalloendopeptidase activity
Source: RefSeq, a predicted model, not a curated record
CGCUCUGGUGAAGAACAAGAAAGGAACACAUAACCCAAGCUUGCCUCUCUGUGUGUCCACGAAAGAACUAGUUGCGCGGAAGCAUGGAUGAAUUAUCCAUAGUGCCCAAUUUGUCCUCCAUGUCCGGCUUAGGUGGGGGUACGCAAGGUGCGGAAGGUACCAUCACCUUUACGGAAGAAACUCCCCAGGAGCUUCGCGAACGGAAGCGGCACUUCGUCCGUAUGGGUUCCGUGGUUAUCAUCGUGCUACUCGUUUUAAACGUCCUGCUCCUUUAUGUCUACUUGACGUCCAAACCGAAAGUGAUGGUCAAGAGACACACGGAAUAUUUGGGACACGUCCGCGGCCUUCACGGCGAGCAGCCUGCCUCGAAGCAGACGCUACCUGCCGUCGUGGAGUGCCACAGUCCUGGCUGUCAGUGGCUGCAGCAAUACUUGCGAAGCAUACCCAGAAAAGUCGAACCUUGUCAAGAUUUCUACGCUCACGCGUGCGAUGGCGUCGACGUGGAUCUGAUGACACGAGGAGUUGUCAAGUUCAUGCAGGCAACCGGAGAUGUCAUCCUUAGGAGUGCUGCACGCUACGAAGAAGGACAGCAUGCGUCAGUCUUCAAUAAUUGCAUACAAGCCAGGUGACAGCGCCAAAACGCCCAUCUUUUUAUGCUGUCAUUUUGGAGUAUACACCCCCAAGACGGAACCACAGAAACCGCACGUGGCAAACGAUUUUUAAAGGGAGGCUCCGCAACAAAAAAAAAAAGCUGUCGCGGUAACAAUACGACAUCGAUCAGUUCCGUAUGAUAAUUCAGUGAAUACAGUUUAUCACCCACCCACCCUCCCCAGCGGCGGCACAUACAAUUACAAAACUAAUAUUUUCCUUUGAGUGAUGAGGCGCUCCGGGAAAGCAGUUCAGCAACGCUGGACUUCACGUCACCGGUAUUCCUCGGUACGACUUUCUCUAGGUUUUGCUUUCACGUCUGUCGAAUAUUUUAGAACGAAAUCGACGAAACAGAUGGCUGGUCGUCAACAUGGAACGAGGAAGUCAAACAGCGCGUGCCCGAAAAGCAGCUGGUGGCCCACACGAGACUACCGGUAGCCCGCCAUACUGCCGGUGACGUCCAGCAUGAUACAGGAAGCAGCAGAGGGAACCUUCAGAAGUUUCGGUUUCGUUUUGAGCUUCCGAGCUCUUUGGCGGUUAUCUAGUCCCCGACUACCAAAGUAGCUUUAGUUGGAUGUAGGGCUGCCAAGGCAAUGUGACGCGCAAGUACAAUGGGAUGAUUCUCCAGAAGGCACAUGCGCGCAUGGACGUCCUUUUAGUUUAGCUGCGAUUGAUGAGCCGUCCAAGGAAGGGUCCUCGUCAGCCCAGUUCAAUUUUAAGGGACCAAUAGCCCUCUACCUGUUUGUAAACACAUGACUUCAUAAUGUUCGACAGCGCCACGAGUUUGGUAGAGUUGAGCUAUGUUCAAAGGUAGUGGCGAACAAGGUCGCGCCCGAAAGCCACGGUCUUGAGGGGAUUACGAUGGUCUCUGAAAGGACGCGACCUUCGGUCCUAUUUUUUUUUUUUUUCAAUAGGUGGAACCCCCUGGAACCCAGCUGUCCCCUUCCGAUCUGUUUUGGUUUCGGUGUGCCUACGAACGUCAUGAUGACGUUUCUCGGGUAGAUGUUUAUAGGAGGCUGUCAUGAGAGCAUUCAACAAGAAAA